AGUCCACAAAUAAACUGCCACCACUGUUUCUCCUCCCAGAUAUUUGGGAAGAACAACUCCCACACUUUCCCGCUGUCCUAUUUUCCUUUCUGUGGUCUGAUGAAUUUCCGCCGUUUGAUUUCCUCUUCACCCCAUCGUUCAAACCCUUGCUGCGGCCCACCAAAAAUUCCAACUCCCCCAUGGGAAGGACUCCAUCAACAGGGCAGAAUCCGCUCCAAACCGGCCAGGAUCGCUCUGUUUGGGCGUGGCUUCAGCUGUCCGCAACUGGGAUUUCAGCGGUGGAGAUUUUCAAAGGCAAAAAAAGGGAAAUUUGUGAUAGUGAAGUUGAGGGAUGAGGGCGAGGGUGUGAGGAAAGAGGGCAGUGUUGCUGGUGCUGUUGCUCUUAUUGUUGGGACCAGCAUUGGUUCUGGGAUUCUUGCUCUUCCAAACAAAACUUCCCCCGCGGGAUUACUUCCGACCUCGAUAUCACUGACAAUGUGUUGGGCUUUUCUGUUGAUUGAAGCUCUCUUGCUAGUUGAGAUCAACGUCGGUUUGCUGAGGAAGAAGAAAACGGAAGCAGAGGAUGAUGAUGAUGAGUUUGAGGUGAUAUCCAUUAGAACAAUGGCUGAAGAGACACUAGGAGAAUGGGGUGGAGCUUUAGCAACCGUGACGUAUGUGUUCUUAGGUUACACUUCCAUGAUAGCUUAUAGUUCCAAGUCCGGGGAAAUCCUACAUCGUCUAACCGACUUUCCACAGUCGACUUCUGGAGUUGUUUUCACUGCCCUUUUCGCCGUUCUGAUAUCUGUAGGCGGCACGAGAGCCACAGACCAAGUGAACCAGUGGCUGACAGUGUCCAUGAUAGGUCUGCUUGCAGCAAUAGAGGUUCUUGCCGUUCUGUUUGGAGGGUGGUCGGGGUUUGAGGGAAGCAGCGGCGACUGGGGAAAAGUUCCUCCAACUCUUCCGGUUAUGAUAUUUGCUUUGGUUUAUCAUGAUCUAGCUCCAGUUCUAUGUGCUUAUCUCAAAGGUGAUCUUACACGUAUACGGGCUUCGGUUUUGCUUGGCAGUGUGGUGCCGUUGUUCGCAUUGCUCAUCUGGGAAGCAAUAGCACUAGGCCUCUCCAACCAGGCAGACCAAGCGUCUGAUCCCAUCGAAUUGCUUCUAAGAGUGGAGUGGAGUGGAGUUCCAUUUAUGGUUGAGGCGUUCUCGCUUCUGGCCGUGGGAACAUCACUAAUAGGCACUCUUCUGAGUUUCUCAAAGUUCUUCAAAGAGCAACUUAACAAUGUGACCUCAGGUUCUCCAUCAGGACGACAACUUCCAGAGGAAUCGAACUAUUUCUAUUACGUCAGCAGUUGGUGGGAGAAAAACAAAGCGAGCGUUAUGGCAACUGUAAUGGUCGUUGCUCCUUCCGUUCUUGUGUCGACAACUGUACCUGACGCAUUUUCUGCAGCCACGGAUAUUGCUGGAGGCUACUGCAUGACGAUGCUGUAUGGAGUUCUUCCUCCGGCAAUGGCGUGGGCGAUGAACAAGAAACAAGGCCAAGAAACUGAAGAAACAGCAAUGUCAAGAGCACGGCCUGCUCUUGUUGGUGUCGGAUUGUUUGCUUGUGGGAUUGUAGUGGAACAGAUCCUUCAAGAUUUCUCAUUCUUGCAUCCUUAAUUACCUCACUUGCUUCUCCCUUGUCCCAAGUGUUCUUCAGGAGGAUGUAGUUACCAUACAAGAAAAACUUAUGUGCAGAUGUAAAUACAUUAUACCUUUUGUUGUUUUGUAGGGGUGUUAGUGUAAUGUACUUUAGAAAUAUCAACGAAAAACUUCGCGACUUAAUAGGAGUGUAUUUAUAAGUACAACUACGACCUUCAAGGAUGUAUUAGUAAUUUUACAAAAGGCAGCAAGUAUUUGUAUAAUUGGACAUAACUUCGAAAGGUGAUAUUGUAAUUUACUGUAAUA
Sesamum indicum (sesame) is the source of this 1923-nucleotide messenger RNA. RefSeq lists its product as uncharacterized. The record is from RefSeq and is a predicted model, not a curated record. Lineage: Eukaryota; Viridiplantae; Streptophyta; Magnoliopsida; Lamiales; Pedaliaceae. Gene Ontology annotation, biological process: amino acid transmembrane transport.